This is a messenger RNA of Drosophila eugracilis, 1098 nucleotides long. RefSeq lists its product as uncharacterized. The record is from RefSeq and is a predicted model, not a curated record. The transcript has 3 exons. Bases 157 to 984 code for a protein of 275 amino acids. NCBI's taxonomy places the organism in Eukaryota, Metazoa, Arthropoda, Insecta, Diptera, Drosophilidae.
UUCAUCCCUUGACAUCUCCAUCAAGACACAAUAGGUCCGACAAGCCCAACACAAAAUCCCAUAGCCCAAAAAAAUAACCCAAAAAAAUUUGGUUUUGUAUUUUGGUACCCAAUCAGAUGUUUGAGUUUUUCUAAAACCGGGACCGCAAAAUUGACCAUGGCAACGAAGCACCCAACUCCCCGCCAGCUGGCUUACCUCGAUGAGCUGAAGAUGCGUCUGCAGGAGCUUCGCGAUCGGCAGGCCAGUUUCAUAGAGCAGACGGCCAAGAUUCUCAGCCGGAUGAGCUCCUCCAGUUUGGAUCCAUUAGUUCCCCAGCCAGUGCCCAACAACCUGCCGGAAGGAAAUGUGGGCGAGAACCCUGAGACUGAUGGAGUGGCCGGAAUCACCAAGAGGUCCAAGGGCAACCUUAAUAUCAAACAGCUCAUCCAGCGCUUCGAGGAUCUGCGCAAGAACUCCCAGGAUUUUGGUGAUCUGCCAGAGGUCCCAGAGGAAUUGAUCAACGUGGAUGUGCGGCGCAUUCUAAAUGGCUAUGAGAAACUCAUAGAAGACGGCAAUGUUCUUCAGCACUCCUGGUUCAUGCUGAAAAAGAGCACGGAAAGUUGUGCCCGUUUCGCAGGUGCCAGUGGCAUGAACACAGAAGAACUUUCUCCAUCAGAGACAACCUCGGGCAUCGUAGAGGUGACAUUUGUGGUACCAGAACCUAGUCCACAGUUGUUUAAGAUAUCCAAGGCUAAAGCAUCUCCAUCACUGCACUCAAAUGUGGUUACCAGUUCAGAGGAGGGAGAGGUAUCGAGCCCGAAGGAUGUCAACUGUAAGAGUAAUGCCCAGGAAUAUGGUCAUGCGCGUUGGGGAGCCUUCAUGCAAUUGAUCAUUCGAAUCCUUCGUCCUUUCCAUGGAUGCAGUAAGAACAAGAAGAAUUCCGCUCAGUGCGUUUCAGACAACCCAGUUGCCUGCCACCUGCCGAAAAAGAAGCGCAUCCACUAGAUUUCUUCAAUAGCUAGGCACACACUCACAAAAUGCACCAUUGAAGAUCCAAACUAAGCCAAACCAAUCCCGACAUAAUCCCACUAAAAAUAAUCCAAUAAAACCGACCCACAA